AUGGCAGGUGUUGGUGACGGCGUGGAAGAGCCGCUUCUUCUUUCACAGCUUCUCGCAGAGAAUGCGCAGCUGAAGACCAGGGUUGGCAUCCCGGAGCACGAGCGUGUGCUGCAUGACGUGCUUCAGGAGCAGCUGCAGCGUUUCUUUGGCGAUGUGAAGCGCACGUUGGAGGCUGUCAUGUCACAGGGAUGCGCCGAGGGGGAAGUGCACGCUGGUGGCGGGUCGCAGCAGGUCUUGGCACUCGUGGAGGCGAUGCGGGUGUUGGGCACACAGAACGAGGAGUUGCUGCAGCAGAUGAAUGAGAUGCAGGCGCAGCGUGUAGUGAGUCUCAAUGGGCAGGUAGAGGCGUUGGGGCAGGAGCGCGACAUGCUGCGUCAUCGCGUGAUUCAGCUCGAAGAGGAGGUAGCAGCCGCAACAGCAGCAGCAGUAGUACCCAAUGAUGCUCAACUGCAAGAAGAAGAACAACAACCACAGCCAGCGCCAGCGCUGUUAGCUGAACUGCGCUCACUCCGCGCAUUUGAUGCGCUUCUCCGCCAUAAGCUGAACGAGAUGCAGAGUCGGAGCGAGGCAGCGACGGCAGAAGCUGAGAAGCUUGUCAAGGAUGGUGUGGACGCCUCUCUUGUUGUGCCGCGCUUGCUCGAACGGGUGGAGGAGCUGCGUGUCACGCUGCACCGUGUGGAGGCGGAGCGUGAGCUGCUCCGCUUGCAAGUGCAGGAGUCGCAGGGGCGCGAGAGUGUGCAGCACGCGUUGCGCGAAGCUCGGCUGGAAGAUGAGCUGGAGCUGGGUCGGGCAACAAUACAGUCGCUGCUGGAGCGCAUCGCCGCUCUGGAGGCUCGCGUCGCCGCGGCGACGGCAGAAGCGGCCGCGCGCACCGAUGACAUCGCGCAGCUGCACAGCACUAUUGAGACGCUGCGUGUGCAGCAGACAGUGGCCGACGAGACGCUCGCAUCGAAGCGGCGGCGGCUGGAGCAGGAGAUGGUCGACAACCCCGACUCGGUGCGCCGCGAGCUGGUGACGUUCUGGCGCGAGGGCCGCGAGGAGCUGCAGCAGCUGCGCGAGGAGGUGCAGGGGCUGCGGGCGAAGGAGCGGCUGUUGCGCAGUACGCAGGAGGAGCUGGCGCAGCUGGAGCGCACGCGCUCCACAGUGACGAGCAAGUUGGUGACCCUCGCUGAGGAAAUUGGCCGCGUGCGGGAGGAGAAUCAGACGCUGCGCGCGCAGUACGCCGGGCUUGAGGUGGAGCGCGACUACCUGCGUGGCAGCCUCGCCGCCGCGCUGGCGCACCACAUGGAGGCGGAGGAUCUGCAGCGCUGCUCUGAGACAAUUCGCGACGCCGCGGCGAAGUCGGCGGCUGCGAGCUCCAAUGUUGUGGCAGAUCCGCAGGCGAUUCAGCAGGCAAUGCGGCAGUCGCAGGAACUCAAGAACGAGGUGGCGCAACUCACCAAGCAGAAGGAGAAGCUGCAUCGGUACAUCUCCCUGCGUGAGAAGCGCAUAGGCGCCCUCAUGGCACGCGAGGCCAUACAUCACACGGAGGUCGGUGAAGAGAAGCCACCAAUAGCAGCGAGCGGUGGCGCCUGUGUUCUGCAGGCCCUAACGUGGGCGGAGCUGCACACCAAUGAUGCACUUUCCGGUAUGGAGGAAACUACCACUACGGAGGGCAGUUCACAGCGCCGCGAGACGUUUGCGAGCAUGCAGCAGCGCAUUGUGGAGCAAGAGAAGCAGCUCGAGGCGUUCCAGAAGCAGGUGGAGGAGCUCACAGCGGCACGUGACGACGCUCGGCAGCAGGUGGCUUCCACACAGAGUGAAUUGCGCGCCACUCUGGCAGCGCGCGAAUCCGCCAUGGUGGAGCUUCUGAGGAGCAACACAUCAUUGACGCAGUCCGUCGAGGUGCUACGGUCCGAGAAGUUUCAGCUGCGCACCUCUUACGACGCUGCUGUCGCUUUUACGCAGAAAUUGUCCACCGCGUUGGGUGGUCUGCUUGAGCUCUUACGCGCGGAGGCCGGCUUUGCGGCAUCCCUCAACGAUGCACUGGCGAGGGACCGGGCGGAGAUUGUGGAGUUGACGCGCCGCACCGCAGAGGCAUGGGAGUCACGUGAGGGCGAGGUACAGUGUGUCGUAGAGAUGCUGGAGCGCAUGUGCGGGUAUAUGACGCAGGCGGCAGAGCAGCAGGAGCGGACGCACACGCUUGACGACACCGCACAUCUUCGCCGUCUGAUGGAAGCGGUGCAGCAGCAGGAAGCACGGUUAAAGGAUGUGCAACAAGGCUUUACACAGGCGUGCCGUGAAUUCGGCGAGGGUCUGGCGCAGCGCAUCACAGAGGCACAGCAGCGAAGCGAUGUGGUAUGGAAGAAGCGUCUUGGAACACUGCUGGAGGAGCGGCAGCACCUGCAGGCGCAGUUGAAUGCAGAGAAGGACUUUUUGGUAAGAAUAGAGCGGUCACUGGUUAUGAAUGCGGCGCAUCAGACAGCCACCCCCGCAACUACUGCUACUGCAACUGCUUCUGUUGCAUCUGCUGACACGAGUGAAGGUGGGCAACAGGUGUUAGAUGCGAUUGAUCAACUCCUUGCGGCGAUGGCGUCACAGGACGCCGCAGUGAGAGUAAGCGAAGAGGAAACGAGUGAGCCCCCGCUUGCUGUUCCCACAACUGAUGAAGCUGCGAUGAACGAAGAGGUCGAUGAGGAAGAAGAGGAGGAAACGGCGAUGGAAGCCAGAUUGGAGGCGACGGAAUCUGCCUGA
Molecule: messenger RNA, 2733 nt
Organism: Trypanosoma grayi
Lineage: Eukaryota; Euglenozoa; Kinetoplastea; Trypanosomatida; Trypanosomatidae
Product: Viral A-type inclusion protein
Exons: 1
Coding region: 1-2733 (910 amino acids)
Source: RefSeq, a predicted model, not a curated record